Messenger RNA from Gasterosteus aculeatus aculeatus (three-spined stickleback), 5031 nucleotides. It is a transcript of the gene jakmip2, whose product is annotated as janus kinase and microtubule interacting protein 2. The record is from RefSeq and is a predicted model, not a curated record. Gene Ontology annotation, molecular function: microtubule binding; kinase binding. Lineage: Eukaryota; Metazoa; Chordata; Actinopteri; Perciformes; Gasterosteidae.
GAGGGGGUUGGGGGGGGGGGGGGACUGACUGCUGCUGAUGCUGCAAGGGACGAUCGUUUCCCCGGUUCCUUUUUUAAAAAAGCGUGAAAAACGGACAUGUCAUGGACACGGUUUCACGAAGAUUAGCAACCGACGCGCGACGACAAUCGAGUUCGAGCCCUUUUUUUCUGAUAGGAGAAUGAGGAAGAGGAGGAAUUGGAAACCACUGCGAGCGCCUUGGAUCGUUUCUGUGAAGUCUCAAUGAAAGCAUUAGAAGAGCCUCACUAGUAUUUGACCCAAUGGCCAAGAAGGGGCGCCCGAAGAGCGAGAAGCCCGAAGCGCUCAUCUCUGCCCUUCAGGCGGCCAAUGAAGAUCUCCGGUCCAAGUUGACUGACAUUCAGAUAGAGCUACACCAAGAAAAAUGCAAGGUCAGCAAACUGGAGCGCGACAAGCUUCAGGAGGUGAAGCGGGUGCGGGAGCAGGAGCAGCACCGCCACACUGCCACGCUGACAGAGCAGCGGGCCAAGUGGCACGAAGAAAAGCAAAAGGAGCUCCAGGCUCUGAGGGAGAACCUGACCCGGCAGCAUGAGCAGGAAUUGGCCCGCCACGCCAAAAUCAAGGACCAGGAGAACCAGAGGCUGAAAGCCGCGCUCAGCGCCAUGCGGGAUGGCAGCGGAGAGAAGGUGCGCACAGCGUUGACCCUGGAGGCCAAGGAGGACGCGCGCCGCUUCUUUGACCAGGAGCGAGUGAAGCUCCUGCAGGAGAUAGCGGAGCUGAAGAACUCGAAGAAGCAGACCGAUGAGGCCCUCAGCAACAUGAUCCAGUCCGACAAGAUGAAGGCCGGCGACCUGCGGGUGGAGCACCAGCAGCACCAGGAGCAGAUCUCCAAGAUCAAGUGGGACAGCGAGAGAGACAUCCGCAGACUGGUGGAUGAAAUCAAAUCUAAAGAACGCACCAUCUUUGGUCUGGAGAAGGAACUGGAGUCCACAGCGGGUUUCCUGCAGAAGCUGCAGCUUCAGAAGGACGCGCUGGACGAACAGCUGUUCCUCGUCAAGGAGGCGGAGUGUGGCCUGGGGAGCCCGAAGAGGGAGAUUCCAGGCAGAGCUGGAGAUGGAGCUGAGCACUGUGGUAGCCCGGACUUGAGGAGAAAUCAAAGGCGCCUUGCUGACCUCAACUCAACCAUACGCAAAUUAGAGGACCGCAACUCCCUGCUGGUGGAUGAGAGGAGCGAACUGCUGAAGCGAAACCGGGAGUCAGAGAAGCAGUGCAAGCCACUGCUGGACAAGAACAAGCUGCUGAGUAAGAGGAACGAUGAUUUGACUCACACCAUCCAGAAGCUGGAGGAGAAACUCAAGAACCUGGCCAAGGAGAACCACGAGAUGAAGGAGAAGAUCAGCGCCCACCCUCCACUGAAAAAGCUGAAGUCUCUGAAUGACCUGGACCAAGUGCACGAUGACCAGGAAAUCGCCUUUCUCAAGCUUCAAGUCCUGGAGCAACAGAGCAUGAUUGAUGAGCUGACGAGGGACCGAGAAAAACUGCUUAGAAAGAAGAGGCAUAAAAGAAGUUCGAGGCCAAUAAAGAGGCACAUCGUAGUAGACACCUUCUUUGGCUACGAUGAAGAGUCUAUGGACUCGGAGACGUCUUCGGUGGCUUCGUUCCGCAUGGACAGAACUCCUGCUACUCCAGAUGAAGACCUGGAGGAGGGUCUCGCCAACGAGGAGACGCAGCUGCGUUUCCGUCAGCUGACCAGGGAGUAUCAGGCGCUGCAGCGAGCCUACGCCCUGCUGCAGGAGCAGAAAGGAGGCGUUCUGGAUGCUGAGAUGGAGGCCAGGGCUCAGGAGCAGCUCCAAGCAGAAGUUCUCAGGUAUAAAGCCAAAAUAGAGGACUUGGAGAAGGAACUCACCCUGAAGGGACAGGACUCCAAAUGGGUGGAGGAGAAGCAGCUCUUCUUUCGAAGGAACCAGGAGCUUUAUGAGAAGCUGGAAAAGAUGGAGUCGGACUGCAGUCGACUGCAGCAGGAGCUGCAAGACUCCAGAGAUCAGAAUGAACUGUUAGAGUUCAGGAUACUGGAGCUGGAGGAGCGCGAGAGGAAGUCCCCUCCAUUCAACCAUCUGAGGAUGCAUCCUUUCUCUGAGGGAGUCAGUGCUCUGCAGAUCUAUUGCAUGAAGGAAGGGGUGAAGGACGUGUGCAUACCAGAUCUCAUCAAACUCCUAGAUAUCCUGGGAGACAACGGGAAUUUAAGAAAUGAAGAGCAAGUGGCCAUUAUUCAGGCCAGCACUGUUUUGUCACUAGCAGAAAAGUGGAUUCAACAGAUUGAGGGUACGGAGGCGGCGCUGCACCAGAAGAUGAUGGACCUGGAGAUUGAGAUGGAGAUGUUCUGUAAACAGAAAGGAUAUCUGGAAGAGGAGCUGGACUACAGGAAAACGGCCAUGGACCAGGCUUACAUGCAAAUCCAGGAGUUGGAAGCGACGCUGUACAACGCCCUGCAGCAGGACAAGGUGAUAAAGUACGGCGAGCCCCUGGAUGAACUUCAGAAGGACGAGCUGCGGACGGCGGUGGAGAAGCUGAGGAGGCAGAUGUUGAGGAAGAGUCGGGAGUUCGACUGCCAGAUCCUCCAGGAGAGGAUGGAGCUGCUGCACCAGGCGCACCAGAGGAUUCGGGACCUUGAAGACAAGACGGAAAUCCAGAGGAGACAGAUUAAAGACCUGGAGGAAAAGUUUUUGUUUCUGUUCUUGUUCUUUUCUCUUGCCUUCAUCCUUUGGCCUUGAAGUCUUUGGCGUGUCCCGUAGCAGAGGUGGUGUGUCAGCUUGGAGAUCUUGUUUGGGACGGCGGUGUUAUUUAUUUUCUGGACAAUAGUGGACCAACGUGCGUAACAGUGGCUGCUAAUGUCCUCACAUCAGUGACUGCUGUCAGUAUCGGUGGAUGUGUCUUGUGUUGGCUGUGGACGUUUACACUUCAGAUUUAGUUCCUUUUUCUAACCUUUUUUUUUAAAUGGGGGUGGUUUCUCAGGACACUGCACAGGAUGACCAAAUUUUUUCUUUUUUUAAAGAGCGGUGUUGGACAUUAACUGUCUCUCCAAACAGCUGGAAGGAGACUGUAACAGGCUGCAGGGGUGACACACAAUUAGUGCGAAAUUAGGUGCACAGAGACACAUAUAGAUGUAUACACACAGUUUACGAACACGCAUGCACAGACGCAUGCAGAUGCAAACACACUCACACCAACACAUAUUUUGACAGAAAUCCAAGCCAAAGCCUGGGAAAUGUUUUCUCUGCCAUGCAGGGUAAUAAUAUCAUUCACCAACAUUUAGCCACAGCGAGAAUACAGACAGAGCCACUGAUAGAACAAGGAGACCAACAAACCACAACUUCUCUCUUCUUCCCUUUCCUUUCCAAACCCCGAAAGGACGUUCGUCAUGAACCCAACCUCUUGGUGAACGGAGGCGAGCCAACUCAGGGCCCGUGAUUGGUCAGAUUAUUACGAGGAACACUACGGGAGGCGCCGGCCUUUGCAGCAGUUUUUCAGAAUGGUGCUUGCAUGCACUGCUUGGACGGGUUAAACCUGGAAAAGAGCAGAAACCUGCACGGCAGAGACUGGUGUGAAGAGGCACUAAAAGCGGGACAUUAGGAUCAAGGCGUCUUCAGCAGACAAACAUGGCCGACUCGAGUGGAGAGGUAAAAAGAGGACGAAACAGAUCAUGGGCGAAACGACUCUCUGAUCCAGCUCCGCUCAGCGUGGACGUCCACAGAUUUUCACUCCGUUUCUUAAUUUAUCUCAAAAGCCAGCAGACUGAACUCACUGGUGACCAUUUUCUUUUUUUUACAGCUCCCACCACCAAGAAACUGUGUCCCAAGAUUUCCACUGAACUAACUGCUUAUUAUGUACUGUAAUAUAUAUAUUUGUUGAUAUGUACAUGUUGCUGAAUUAUUUUAUUUAGUCUCCCCAUUUAUUUCAUUGAAUAGUUGAAGUUUUAUUUUACACUCUGAAGCAGCUUGAGCAGUUGGUGUAGUUUAUAAAUGACUAAAAAGGGUAUAUGUUGCUCUGUUAUAUUGUGGUGACGGCUGCAAAGAUAAACUCGUAUUUCUUUGAGAAUCAUAAAUGAAAAAUGAAUGUGGAAAAAUUAGAUUUUUUGCCUCCCUUCUCGUCCUGCCCUUUAUCACACACAUAAUACUGUAUUUAUUAAACUACUCUCUAAAAAAUGUUGUUUGUUUGGCCAGCAGGUGGGUGCUGGUUUCACCUCAGCGACUUUGCAUUCACUCCUUAAAGUUUCACAAUCAGACUAUUACCUUUAACAGACUUGUGAAUAUUUUCAAACUAGCUCACUAAGUGUUGUGAUCAACUCUGGUCGAAUGAUUGGUCGGUUGUACCUCAUUGAUGUACUAAAGAAUUGACAGAAGCAGCAGAAAAGAUGGAAAAAAAAACCCAUUAUAACCAAACAAAGCUUAUCCUAUUUUUUACCAACAAAAAUGUCUUUGAUACUAACAAACCUCGUAAAGACAAUUGGCCGCUUCCCCAAAAUGGAACAGAAGAAAGUGAAUGCAACACUACACCUGCUCCACUUCUCUCAUCACCGGCCCACUGCCCACCGGCCCUGCAAUAUUUACCAGCAGGCCGUCCUCGUCCCCCACGUCCCAGAGCUGGUGCGUCUCCCACCAUUCACAGGUGUAGUGUGUCGAGGUGUCCCGUUACAUAGCGGGCAGUAACUGUGAGCCGCUCCGCUCACUCUGCCAGGGGGGACGACUGAGCCUACGGCCCUGCAAGCUCAGCUGAUUAGUUGCCUUAAAGGACCCCCGCCCCCCGUCCUCCCCCUCUCUCCCCCCUUGUAUGUUCCCUUUUAACAAUUGUUUUUUCAUACGGUUUAUUAUCAUAGAGCGUAAUGUACACAGAGAGCGAUUCUUUUUAUCUUAUUCCCGCCUGUCUUCCAGCGAGACUUUAACCCUUCCUCCUACUUUGGUCUCCAUUAUUAAACAGACAGAAAAAAGGAGUAAUGCUGUAAAAAAAAUUAAACAAAACAUGGCCUUUGACCUUAAUAAAAGAAGGUAAUUGAGUAAA